AUGGCUCUGCCCAGAGCCUCAGUGAGUGUCUCUCCUCAGGGUCUCCUCUACCCUGGAGAUACAGUCAGUCUGCAGUGUGUCAUACCAGACUACACAGACUGGACGUACCUCUGGUUCAGAGACCAUAAUAGUCGUCCGACAGCUACACUGAAUUCUGACAAAGAGGACGUGUUCACAGGAGACAGUGUGACACUGAGUUCUGACAAAAAGGACGUGUUCACAGGAGACAGUGUGACACUGAGCUCUGGGUCAGUGACUGAUGGAGGACAGUACUUGUGCAGAGCUGGGAGAGGAGACCCAGUCUACUACACCCUGUACAGUGACCCAGUCCAGAUUAACAUUACUGAAAGACCUGUUGCUGUUCUGACCCUCCAACCCAACUGGACCCAGAUAUUCAUUAGAGAGACUGUCACUAUGAGAUGUGACAUACAGGGAGGAGGAGACUCUGACUGGAAAUACAGAUUGUAUAAGAAUAGUCAGUUAUUGAUCCCCUUUAACACAAAGCCUGAGUACAGAAUCAGUCCUGUCUACAGGUCUAACAGUGGUUCAUAUACCUGUGUGGGUGUAAAGGGAAACAAGAUCUCCAAGAUCAGUGAUGCUGUACAACUGACUGUGUCUGAUCAACCCAAGGCUGUCCUGAGUAUCUCUCCUCAGUGGCUGAACCCUGGAGCCUCUGUGAUUCUGAGCUGUGGGGUUAAAGAGUUGUCUACAGACUGGAGGUUCUCCUGGUACAGGACUGUUCCCUACAGAGCUGGGUUACCCUCCCUAUCAGACAAGUCUUACUCUCUACAGCCCCUAUCUGACAAUGUGACUAGUGAAGACUCCUACACUCUGAUCCCUGCUGGUCCUACUCCUACAGGAGGAUAUGUGUGUAGCGCUGGGAGAGGAGACCCAGUCUAUGACACACUCUACAGUGAACCUCAGUUUCUCUGGUCAGGAGAUCUGCAGCCUUCAGUGUCUCUUACAGUAAAUCCCAACAGAACUCAGCAUUUUAUAUCAAAGUCUCUCUCACUGAGCUGUGAGCUGAAGGGGAACUCUACUGGAUGGAGACUGAAGAGAUACACAGAGACAGCAUGGACAUCAGAGUGUCCAUCUACCUGGAGAUCAAUAACAGAAUCCACCUGCACAGUCACAUCAUUGGACACAUGGUACAGUGGAGUGUUCUGGUGUGAGUCUGGAUCAGGAGAGUACAGUAAUGCUGUCAACAUCACAGUGAACGAUGGUGAUGUGAUCCUGGAGAGCCCUGUCCAUCCUGUGACUGAAGGAGACUCUGUGACUCUGAGCUGUACAUUUAGAUAUCAGGAAACAAAUCCUAAACCCAAGACUGAUUUCUACAAAUAUGGAACACUCAUCAAGAAUGAGACCACAGGAGAGAUGACCAUCCCUACAGUAUCCAAGUCAGAUGAAGGAUUCUAUAAGUGUAAAUCUGGUCAAGGAGAAUCACCAGAGAGCUGGGUGACAGUGAGAGUCUCUCCAGUCUCUCCAGUCGUAGCUCCUGGAUCCUCUACAUCAGUCCUAGUAGGAGUGGUUGUGGGUCUGCUUGUUGCUGGUGUUCUACUGGUCAUUCUCCUGGUCCUGCUUGUUCGAUAUAAAAACAGCAAAGGUUCCUGUUUCAACAGAAUAUUCUGGCCCCCUCAGCCCCAGAGAACCAACCAGGACCCCCAACAGGACCAAGGAUCUACCCAGGGCCAAGCUCCUGAUACUGUGUAUACACAUCAGCAGCAUGGUGAUGCUAACAUCUACGAUACGAUCAACCCCUCAGACAACAAUGAUAAUGAUGCUGCUGGUGCUUCUGCUGCUGGACCAAGUCAUGUGACUUACGCCCAGAUUCCACUGAAAAAGUUGGACAAGAAAAAGAAAGAAAAGCUAGCUGAUCCAGCUAAAAGUCCAGUCUACUCUGUGGUGAAAACAGGGAAAGCCACAGCAGCAGCUGGACCUGUUGAUGUCACCUAUGCUGAGGUGGGCCUCAAAAACAAGGCCAAAGCCAAGAAGAAGAGAGAAACAGCAACCCCACCUGAGGCAGAUUCAGUCUAUUCUCAAGUAAAGCCAUGCACAGCCCCCGCAGCUGGACCUGUUGAUGUCACCUAUGCUGAGGUUGACCUCCAAAAGAGGGCCAAAGCUAAGAAGAAGAGAGAAACACCAACCCCACCAGAGACCGAUUCAGUCUAUUCUCUAGUGAAUCCAUACACUGACCACGCAGCUGGACCUGUUGAUGUGACCUAUGCUGAGGUUGACCUCCAAAAGAGUGUCAAAGCCAAGAAGAAGAGAGAAACAGCAACCCCACCAGAGGCAGAUUCAGUCUAUUCUCAAUUGAAGCCACGGUCAUGCCACGGUCCUUGAGGUGUGCUCGCAUCCGAGCCGUAUGGCGCUACAGAGGUGGUAGU
Molecule: messenger RNA, 2384 nt
Organism: Salvelinus sp. IW2-2015
Lineage: Eukaryota; Metazoa; Chordata; Actinopteri; Salmoniformes; Salmonidae
Source: RefSeq, a predicted model, not a curated record